This is a messenger RNA of Cottoperca gobio, 973 nucleotides long. RefSeq names its product claudin-8-like. Gene Ontology annotation, cellular component: bicellular tight junction; membrane. Lineage: Eukaryota; Metazoa; Chordata; Actinopteri; Perciformes; Bovichtidae. The coding region runs from base 1 to 891 and encodes 296 amino acids. Gene Ontology annotation, molecular function: structural molecule activity. The transcript has a single exon. The record is from RefSeq and is a predicted model, not a curated record.
AUGGCCUCUUACACGGCUUACAGCGGUUACAGCAAACCACCUCAAUCUUACGCAGGCUCUUACUACGAUGAGAAGCAGGCCAAGACAUAUGCAGAUUAUCAAGAAUCUGUAUAUGAGGAAAAAAAGAGAAUUGAGAAGAAGGACCGUCGGGAUGCCAUCUGUUGUGAGGUAGUGGCCCUUGUCGUUGGUUUUAUUGGACUAAUCGGAGUGGCAGCCGUGACAGGCCUGCCGAUGUGGAAAGUAACAGCCUUCAUUGAGGAGAACAUCAUUGUCAUGGAGACCCGUUGGGAGGGUUUGUGGAUGAACUGCUACAGACAAGCCAACAUCAGGAUGCAGUGCAAGGUGUACGAUUCACUACUGUUUCUGCCCCCGGACCUCCAGGCUGCUAGGGGUCUGAUGUGCAGCUCAGUAGCCCUGUCUACCUUCGCCCUCAUCGUUUCAGCAGUGGGGAUGAAGUGUACCAAAGUGGUGGACCAUCGGGCUCGCACCAAGCAUAUUGUUCUUGUGGCUGGAGGCUGUCUGUUCCUCUUAGCCUGUCUUACUACCAUAAUCCCUGUAUCCUGGACCGGCCAUGUCAUCAUCAGGGAUUUCUACAACCCUCUGCUGAUCGAUGCCCAGCGCAGGGAGCUUGGGGAGGCUCUUUACAUCGGCUGGGCGACCUCAGCUUUGCUUUUCACUGCCGGAGUGAUCCUACUGUGCCGUCACGCUCCCCGCACCCAGGAAUCAGAUGAGAGGAUUGAAUACAACCCCAACGGAAAUAUCUACCAACCUGCAUACGGAUAUCAGCCUGCAUAUCAGCCUGCAUACACGUACCAGCCAUCUUACACCUACCAACCUCCCUACUCGGCACCCCCACCUGGAUCUGUAGCAUACACACCAAGUCAGUACUAGUGAGGAAAUUCAAGACAAAUUUUGGACUAUUUUCCUUUCUUUCUCUCUUUUUUACUUGCCAAGAUUUUUCACAUUUGAGUUU